AGUUUACUCAUGAUGAGUAUAAUCCCUAAAGUGAUAAAAAUGAAAAGUACAUAACCAAAUACAAGACAAAAGUUUUUAAUUUUAGUAAUAAAACUUCAAAUAAGGUCAACAUAAAUAUACCCAGAUCUAGGUGGUGACAAAGUGAUAAAUAUGAAUUCCGUACGAGCACAAAUUACGAAACAGCCUCUAAAUUACUUCAAACUAAUCAACAAUGUAUUACGUAUGCAAAGAUUCGUGGCAGUUUCUCAAUUUUCUACAAUAGAUUUUGCCGAAUGUGUGACGGACGGGCCUCAACAUUACAAAAGUAGAAACAGCCUCUUUGGUCCGCCUAACAAUGCAGUACAAUAUUUUAUAGGCACGGAAGAUAAGUCUUCUGCCACCUCACUGUCUGAAGAAGAAAUUAACAACACACUACUAGAACUCAUUUAAAACAAAGAUAAACAAAUUGAAAAUGUUGUUCUUAACUGUCAUAAUAAUCGUAAAGUAAUAAACCAGGAGAUAUUAAAGAAAUUGUUUCGUCACUACAGUAUGGCGGGGAAGCCAGAAAUAGUCACAAUACUACAAAAAUAUUGUGCAAAAGUUGAUCCAAACCUAUAUAAAAGAAAUGUUGAAUUCUUACAUUAUUUAGCGAAAGCACAGUGUAUGAAAGGCAAUUCUGAGAGAGGUUUGUCAAUAUUAAAAUAUUGUUAUUUGAAGUAUGAAAACCGAAGGACUUUUUAUAGGUUACUAUUUAGAGAACUAAUACAAGAUUCAGUAUUAAAUCGUUCAGAGGCUUCCAUGGUCAUAUUUAAGAGAUACACAUUAGAGUUUAGUUCUGUGUGGAGUGAUCAUUAUCCUUUGGUAUGUUUUUGGUUUGCGUGUUGGUCGAGCUCUUGGUUCUCUGAUCAUAUGUUAUCUGAUGAAUUGUUGGAGUCUUCCGAACCUUUAUUAGAUAUCAUUAAGAACAAGGCCACAACAUUUAGUAUAACAGUUUUAAAAGAAGACUACAACGAAGAUGCAGUCAUGCGUCUCCUCCAAAUUCUUCUCAAGUACGAAAUGAUUACGGAGUAUACAAAAGUGUUGCAGUUGUUGUUCAAUUAUAAAUUAAGGAACAAAGACAUCCGAGGUUGCACAGAAAUCAUUAGGAAUUGCGAAGUCCUUGGAAUAAGCUUGCCGUCUAGUCAACAAGGCAGAUAUAUUAAGAUGUUGAUUGACGGUAAAAGUCAAGACGUCAAAGUAACUGCAGAGAAACCACAUGUGCCGAAGAACUUCAAACUUAAAUUUUAAUCGUAUGUGUAAAUAUUGUAGUUAGUGUAAAUAAAUGUUUGUUUUAAGUU
Messenger RNA from Manduca sexta (tobacco hornworm), 1316 nucleotides. RefSeq lists its product as uncharacterized. The record is from RefSeq and is a predicted model, not a curated record. NCBI's taxonomy places the organism in Eukaryota, Metazoa, Arthropoda, Insecta, Lepidoptera, Sphingidae.